This is a messenger RNA of Paramecium octaurelia, 1324 nucleotides long. NCBI's taxonomy places the organism in Eukaryota, Ciliophora, Oligohymenophorea, Peniculida, Parameciidae. The record is from the annotation of a GenBank genome assembly.
CUUAAAACCAUUAUAGGGCAUGGUAUUUAAAUGUAUUAACCCAAGGAAUCACGAAAAUUAUCAAAUACAGAAAUGAAAGAAUGCCUUUAGAUAUCAAAAUCUGAAUUCCUUGAGUAAAUCAAUCUAGAAUGUUCUGGUUGCAUAUCAGCCCUUAAAGAUUUCAUUACCCAAAAAAGGAAAGACUAGUUCAUUAGCAUAGACCAAGACAUAAAAUUAAAUGAUGAUCUGAUCAAUUCUCAAAGGAUAUUCAAGACCUUUGCAAAAUUAUAAAGUUUUGGAGAAUCAAUAAAAACUAUAAUAUCGAGUAUUUUCAAAAAGUCAGCUCCUCAAAACAAUAAGAAGAGGUGUUAAUUGCACUCAUUGAAGUAAAAUACAGAAAUCAACAUCUAAGAACAUGUUCAUUAUAUAUGCAAUGAAAUUGUGGACCAAAAUGAAAAUUGUAUUAUCUAAGAUAGAGAAUUUGAUUAUCAUUUAUAAGUAAUCACAAAUUAAUUGGAUUUAGAAUUAUUUGAAAACUAAAAAAUUCUGUCCGUCUUGUAAAGAAAAUAUUUAGGCAACUUUAAAGCAUUUUAAAUUACAAGUCCCUUAACCUGACUGUGCAUGCAGUAUUAUUUGUUUUAUAAAAUAUGAUCACUUGAAAUGUGAAAUCCAUAUUCCAUAUGAUGUAUUGAUUAUCUUAUAUUCUCAGCCUAUCUUAUUGAAUGCAUUAUUGAACAAGGCGCAAAUACAACCAUUUUAUUAGCAUGCUUCAACAAAAGAGGAUGCCUAAGAGGAAUUACUAAUUUGUAUUGGACUAUUAAUAAAAGAUAGGUUGUCAUCUCUCUACAGAGAAAGACAAACUUAAGAAAUUAUUAAAUAUAUUUUCUAUCAAUAAAUAGGGGAAAUAUUCAAAAGAAGAUUGGAAAAUUAUAGUAAAAUAAAGGGAGAGCAGAAAUCCUAAUUGGAAGAGUUGGAGUAGUACUUAAAAAAAGUAGAUGAAUAGAAGGAUAAAUAGAAAAAGAAGAGAUAAUUGAAGAAGAAGAAGAGAAAGGAACAAUAAUUAUGUACAGAUGGAUCAAUUCUUACAAACUAUCUACAAGAAUCCUCUCGAAGAUCUAUUUCUCCCUCCAUCAGUGAGAAAAAUCUGUUGAAGUCUUUUGGUUGGUAAGGUAGCCCAUCAGUUUCUCCGUAAACAAGAAAGGAAUUAGAAUUCUUAUAAAAAGAACAUUUAUAAGAAAUAAACAAUAGACGAAAAUAAUUAAGAGAAUAAACUAAACAAUGUUGGUGUGAAUGGUGUAACCAUCAUAAAUAAAAAUGAAAAUUAUUUUAUACAUAUUUAUAAGUG